Molecule: messenger RNA, 2033 nt
Organism: Corythoichthys intestinalis (scribbled pipefish)
Lineage: Eukaryota; Metazoa; Chordata; Actinopteri; Syngnathiformes; Syngnathidae
Gene: sdf4
Product: stromal cell derived factor 4
Exons: 7
Coding region: 382-1455 (357 amino acids)
Biological process (GO): calcium-ion regulated exocytosis
Cellular component (GO): endoplasmic reticulum
Molecular function (GO): calcium ion binding
Source: RefSeq, a predicted model, not a curated record
GUUUGCUAUAAACUACCUGUACAUUAAUGUGAAAGUCCGACUUCCUGUAGAAAUUUUCUUUGUAGUUCGAUCACUCUUGACACCUCGAAGCACAAUCGUGCCAGUCUGACGUGUUUUUUUACUCGGGCGAGUUAACGAGAACUUUCCAGAUGAUUUUUGUGUCACUGUUGUUCCCGAGUGCGAAACAAACAGAUCUUCACCUACACUAAAGCGAGCGCGAAAGCCACGUCAACUGUUCACCACGCUAGCUUUGACGCAAAAGCGACGCAGUCCCGCUUUGGUGUUAGCAGCUUGGCACCAGCUAUAGUAGCCGCUCGUCUCUCACUUUCCUACGACAUCAUUGGCGGAGUUACCGUUUACAACGAUUGUUCACUGGCAAUAAUGGCAGUUUUUAGAAGACUUUGCUGCCCAAACCUCCUUGCACUGUCGCUAUUCUUGUGGACCUUGCUGCUGGGAAUGCAUGUAAGUGCUCGGCCAGCCAAUGCACCCGCUCCAAAAGACAAGCCUGUAUCCAACAAGGAAGAGAAUGAGAUUCUUCCACCGGGUCACCUUAAUGGCGUGAAGAUGGAAAUGGAUGGCCACCUAAACAAGGAUUUCCACCAAGAGGUCUUCUUGGGCAAAGAUAUGGAGGAGUUUGAAGAAGAUUCUGAGCCAAGGCGGAACAGAAAGAAGCUUAUUGACAUCUUCUCCAAAGUGGAUUUCAACAAGGAUCACAGUGUGAGUGCCAAGGAGAUGCAGCGCUGGAUUAUGGAGAAAACAGAGGAACAUUUUCAAGAGGCUAUGAGGGAGAACAAGAACAGCUUCCAUGCUGUUGAUCCAGAUGGUGAUGGUCAUGUGACUUGGGAUGAAUACAAAAUCAAGUUUCUUGCCAGCAAAGGUUUUGAUGAAAAGGAGCUUGCAGAGAAAAUCAAGAAAAACGAAGAUCUUAAACUGGAUGAUGAAACUCAAGAGGUCUUAGAGAGCUUGAAAGACCGCUGGUUCCAGGCAGAUAACCCUCCGGCUGACCAAUUGCUCAACGAGCAGGAGUUCCUGUCAUUCUUGCACCCAGAGCACAGCAGAGGCAUGCUGAAAUACAUGGUCAAGGAGAUAAUGCGUGACUUGGACCAGGACGGUGACCAGAAGCUGACUUUGUCAGAGUUCAUCUCCCUCCCUAUGGGGACUGUGAUGAACCAGGAGGGCCAGGACAUUGAUGACGAUUGGGUAAGAGAGCGCAGGAAGGAGUUCGUGGACGUUCUCGACGCCAACCACGAUGGCAUUGUCACCAUGGAAGAACUGGAGGAGUACAUGGAUCCAAUGAAUGAGCAUAACGCUCUGAACGAAGCCAAACAGAUGAUCGCGGUGGCCGACGAGAACCAGAACCACAGCCUGGAGCUGGAAGAGAUUCUCAAGUACAGCGAGUACUUCACCGGCAGCAAACUGAUGGACUAUGCCAAGAACGUUCACGAGGAGUUCUGAGGGGGUCACGUGCCAUCCGGUGCUGACCUGAGUUACCUGGACUACAUUGCAAGCAAUGCGGCUGUCCGCGUCGCAUCUUGUUCAAAGUUGAUUAAUUGUGCUUAUGCAAUGUGUGUAUAUGAGAUGUAUUCCUUGAACGCGACUAAAAGAGCACCUUGUCAGUGUGUAUAGUGUAAAUAUUCCAAAUGACUUGCAUGAAGCAGAUGUCCCUAGCGCUUUAAAGUUGGGUUCUUUUCAUAGUAGUUUCUAAAGUGAAAGAUAAUGUAACAGAUGAAUAAUAUAUGAUGACAAAUGCUCAGGUGAUGAACAACAUGCUCUUGGAUUUCAGAUCUGCUAAUGGCAUUUACUUGCCCAAAUGUAUAUGGGUUGCACUCUAUCACAUGUUAAAUGUGUUCAUUUACUAAUUUUGACAAUUUUAUCAGAUUUUCAAGUGUGCAUAGUGUAAAGGCCCCAGAUGUUAGGAGUUUUAAUUCCUGUUGCUCAGUAACAUGUAAAAAAAAAAAAAAAAAAACUGCUUCAUGACAACUAUUGCAAAAGUAUUGCAAAAUAAAUAUUUCUGAACAUUUUUUUUCUUGUCU